Melampsora larici-populina 98AG31 is the source of this 1164-nucleotide messenger RNA. RefSeq lists its product as uncharacterized. Lineage: Eukaryota; Fungi; Basidiomycota; Pucciniomycetes; Pucciniales; Melampsoraceae. The transcript is spliced from 5 exons. The coding region runs from base 1 to 1164 and encodes 387 amino acids. Gene Ontology annotation, cellular component: mitochondrion. The record is from RefSeq and is a predicted model, not a curated record.
AUGGCUCAACCUUUUCUCCAGAAGUUUUACCUCAGGUCUCCUCACAUCUUUCUCUCUGGUCCUUCAAACUUUCAAUCCCGUUAUCUUUCUGGAUCUUCUUGUCGAAAUUUCUACCGCCACUCCAUCUUCUUCCAACAAACCACUAAACUUGAAAAACCUUCUCCCACCAAACCGAAAACCUCUGAUCAGCUCAAUAAACCGAAUCAAUCAGAAACCCGACCUUCUGAUCCGUCUGAAAUUUUAUCAAAGCUCUCACCUAGCUCUACCCAACCGGGAUGUACCACAGCUUUCUCCGAUCAACCUUCCACCGGGUCAUCGGUACCGCAGCCAAACGAACCUUCAGUCUCGAAACCCAAUAAGCUCAAGGCAAUCCAGCCCAAGUCCUCAGCAAAGGCCGAGCUACCCAGAAUUCUACCUCCUCAUCCCUUCAAUACACAUGAAUUUGUCAGACAACUAGAAACUUCAGCCUUUGGUCUUGAAGUCUCAAGAACAAUAAUGAAAGUAGUGAAAAAAAGUUUAGAAACCUCGGAACAUCGAUGGUUACUCUCAGGUCCAAGUGGAGGAGUCGUCUCUAGAGCAUAUGCAGAAGGACAAGCAUAUUUAUAUAAUGCAGCAUUAGGAGAGUUAAGAACGGAAGUGAAAGUGAAAACAAGAAAUGAUGGGAUCGUUUUGAAAAGUGCAAGUAAUGUAUUACAACGUGAGAUUGAUUCUUUGAAACAGAAAAUGAAAGAGGAUGUGGAUGGAUUAAAGAAUGAGAUUCAAUUAGAGAUGAAUGGAAGGAAAGAAGAAGCUAGUGAUGAUCAGAAAAAACUCGAGUUGGCUAUUCAAGAGUUGAAUAGUAAGUUCACAAUCUUAGUUGGAGAUGUCAGAACUGAGAUCGAGACACGCAAAUGGAUCACAACGCGACGCUGCAUUGUCGCGAUCGCGUCCUUAGCACUCUGUGUUAUAAUCUUCACCGCCCUCGAAUCGAAUCAAAUCAAUCCAGUUUCGUCAUCCGCAACUAACGCACAAAAACAACUUCAAAGAGAAGUACUCAAGACAGUGGAAGAUCUGGGUAUCACUCCAGCUAGGGAUGAAAGUGAUUCAGGUUACUCGAGCGGUGUGUUUGGACAAGGGAAACGGAUUGGAGAUGAAGAUAAUCAUGACGGAAACACUAGCUUUUGA